Uloborus diversus is the source of this 2547-nucleotide messenger RNA. RefSeq lists its product as uncharacterized. The record is from RefSeq and is a predicted model, not a curated record. The coding region runs from base 44 to 2470 and encodes 808 amino acids. NCBI's taxonomy places the organism in Eukaryota, Metazoa, Arthropoda, Arachnida, Araneae, Uloboridae. The transcript has 11 exons.
CUCCAGUUAGAGAAACAACUUACGGAGAGGGACUUCAGACAAAAUGGAGCACAGAAUUGAAAAAGAAAUUGAAACAGAAGCAAGUCGUUCACUAGAGAUACUGGAUGAUAUUCUGAACCAAUAUGACCACGAAAAGAGGGACAAAUCAAGUCUUACUAUGCGAGGACUUAAGAACGUGCCAGUGGAUGCAAGACACUCUCUGGAAAUACUAGAUGAUAUUCUUGAACAGUUUGACAGAGAGACAAAUAAAGAGGUGCAAACUAAAAUCCAUCCAGUUGCUGAUUUAAAGCAUCCGGAAAAUUUACCUUCAGAAGUAUCGAAGUCAUUAGACGCCCUUGAUAGUGUUUUGGAUGAAUUUGAAAAAGAAGGUGGAUUACAUUCAUUCAAACGGCGACGUCCUGCGAACAAAAGCGACUCCAUCAGAAAGCCAAGGAACGAUGAUAUAAGAAGAUCACUGGAAGUCCUGGAUAAUGUCCUCGCCGAGUUCGAUGACUGUCUCGAUUGUUGGGAUUCGAUGCCAGCCUUCAGCAACGGCAGCGAAUCGAUGACUGCAGCAACAAUUCAAUCUCAGCUAGUUCUUGGUGAAAAUGAAAAAGAGGAGAAGCGAAUAUGCCGCCAGCAGAAUGAGGACUCUGUAUUUUCGUUCGAAUGCCUCCCGAUAGACGGCAGCACUAGUCAUAAUUCUCCUUCAGAACAGGGCAAAAUCAGCUCUGCUCCGCCUAUACCAAAGAGAAGUCCAACCACCCAGCUGACUGGUGACAGAAACAGCGGCCUAUUCGUCUUCCCGCCUGACAGCAGUUCUUUAGACAGCUACGACUCCAUUCCGUCGGAUUCAUUUACGCAAGACUCCGACUUAUCUGGAGCCCCACUUUAUCAACCUCGUCAACUGAUUAGCGGCACCUUAUCAGUCACGAAUGACGAUGAGCUGGGACAAGCGGAUUGCGUCAGUUCUGGUGUGAGCUUAUCCGAAACAAUGGAAUCCAAAGAGUCUUCCAACACGCUUUCUCCUUUCCUGCAACGUAAAAAAAUGUUUGAGGACAAAAUUGCCGAAUCAGGCUCUAAAUCGCCUGUUCUUGACAGAUAUCGUCACGCCAGUUUGAAAGUAAGAAAAGUUAACAGAGAUUAUCACGACAGCUCUGGACCUAUGUCGCUGUCUAGCAGUCUAUCUCCAGAGAGUGGUUUCGCUAGUGACGAAUCGCCAUCCCAGUCUUUCCGAGAUCGUCGAAUUAGACCGCCUAAUUUAGUAAAAGUGUCGCCUCCAUCCGUUGAUUUUCCAAUGUCCUCACCAAACCACGCUGUCGAUUGCAACUGCCAACAGCGGAUUCAGCUGCUCAACAUAAAAUUUGCCGAAACCAGACGCCUUUUGAGAGAAAAUAAAAUAAAAGCGCUCAACCAAAAACCUCCUUCUUUCGUUCCACCUCCACCACCAAUACAUUCUCCAAAUAAGGACAAACAUUUUAAUGAACGCGAAAAAGAAAAUUUUUCAAAACCUUUCACUCUAGAAAUAUCUCGCAGUAAGAGUUUCGAUUCUCUACGCAAUACUUAUAAUUUAGAUGUGAAUGAUGUGCGUUUACAGCAGCAAAAAUACCAAGUUCUUAGCGAGAAAUCAUCAAACCUUAAGACAACUUCUUCUUUGUCUUGUUCUUGCAAGGAUACAUAUAUUGCAGAAAACGAUGUUUUUAAGAAUCGAAACUCUCUUUCAAAAAUCAAUAAUUCUAGUUUGUGCCGAUUAUGUUCCAGAUCAGUUCCUACGCCAUUGUCCGAGACCAUAGAAGACAUAUCAAACCUUCUUCCUACAGAUGCCCUCAACAGACCUCACUUAGGUUUAUCAUAUUCCAUGGAAGACGAUUUGUCCCCAGGGGUGAAAGAAAUUCGACACACAUCUACACCAAAGACUGAUACGUCCAAUGUUAAGAAUCACAAAGAUUCGUACAGCCUGUCGACCUUUAGUUUGUCUGCCAGCAGUCUGGGCUACAUUUCUAGUCAGAGCGAUCUUGAGCUCAGCAACUCAUUGACAGAAUGCGACAAAGUGCCUGUGACUUCACUGAGAUCGCAGACCCUGCCAAUAGGGGCGAGUCUAACACCUUCUCCAUUUUAUUCUGCCAUCGAUUCCAGUCAUCCAAGUGACCACAAUGACAAUAUUUUGAUUCGAGACCAGAAUUUUAACCACAGUUCCCUGGGAGCCGAGCUGCAGUUGAGGAGUUGUAGUGCUCCGCCGUUGCCGGAAGUGGAAAAAACAAAAAAGCAUUUUCGAGCCUUCAGUAAGAAGGAAAAGAAAGACAAAAAGAAGAAUGAGGACAGUUUAUCUCUUAAAUCCGAUUUGUCUUUGGAUGAGGGUGUGAUUUUAAGAAAAAUCGAAGCGAUAGAUGGCGCCACAGAUAUGAAAGAUCGAGUGGAUAAAAGCGACAGAGACUCAUUUGUGGAGAAGAAGAGAAGAAGCGUAUGGCGUAGCAUUUUAAAAAAGAAGUAAAUACACUGUUGAAGAUAAUUGCACAUUAAAAAUGUUUAAAAAUAAAUUUUUUUAUAGAAAAAUAUUUUUGGUUUUAU